Messenger RNA from Trichoderma citrinoviride, 1536 nucleotides. RefSeq lists its product as hypothetical. The transcript is spliced from 3 exons. The record is from RefSeq and is a predicted model, not a curated record. Gene Ontology annotation, cellular component: mitochondrial inner membrane. Gene Ontology annotation, biological process: protein insertion into mitochondrial inner membrane from matrix; mitochondrial respiratory chain complex IV assembly. NCBI's taxonomy places the organism in Eukaryota, Fungi, Ascomycota, Sordariomycetes, Hypocreales, Hypocreaceae. Bases 1 to 1536 code for a protein of 511 amino acids. Gene Ontology annotation, molecular function: membrane insertase activity.
AUGCUUCCAAGCAGAGGGAUUGUGCGCUCCCUCCCCUCACAGGGAGCUUGGAGGCAGGCGCCGAGCCGAUUGGUGGUGAGCAAUAACCUCUCCGGUCGAAAGCUGAGCCAUGGGCGACAGUUCGGGACCUCACUGCGACACGCCGACGGCAGAUUGACUACGUCCUCCUCACAGUUCCGACCUCGACUCGUCACCGCCGCUCCAAUUGUCCUCGGGGGCGUCUCAUCGUCAAGAUCACUGUCGCUCUGGGGCUGGGGUAGUGGAAGCAAGGACAAGGACGCUUCAGCAGCCGAAGCCGCUGCAUCAACACCAGAGACACCAGUCGCCGCCGCCACUCCCACACCAGCGGACCAGGCUUCAACAGCAGAAGCAGCCUCUUCUCCUACCACUACAACCGAUGCCGCAGCCGUUCCUUCGACGUCCGCGACGGACCCCGCCGCCGUCGCCGCCUCCGACGCCGACCUCUCCUCCAUCUCGGCGCUCAUCAACGGCCAGGACAUCCUCAACAUGCGCGAGGACAUUGGCUACCUGCACGCCAUCGGGCUGGACUACGGCUGGGGCUUCACCUCGGUCAUGCAGUGGGCGCUCGAGCACGUCCACGUCUGGACGGGCCUGGGCUGGGGCGCCUCCAUCAUGGCCACGGCGGUGCUGCUGAGGGCCGUCAUGUUCUACCCGCAGAUCCAGAGCCUCAAGUUCAACGCCGUCAUGCAGCGCAUGCGCAAGGACCCGCGCUCCAACGAGGCCAUGAAGCUCGUCCAGCAGGGCUUCCAGGAGAGCGACAUGGAGAAGCGCCAGCGCGGCCAGGUCCUCAACAAGCUGCUGCGCACCGAGUACGGCGUCAGCAACUGGGGCAUUCUGUGGUCCCUCGCCCAGAUCCCCUUCACCUUUGGCCUCUUCCGCAUCGUCAGCGGCAUGGUGCACAUCCCCGUGCCUUCGCUUGAGAACGCGGGCUUCCUCUGGUUCACCGAUCUGACCGCCACGGACCCUUACUUCAUCCUCCCCGCCGCCGGUACCGCCCUCAUGAUGGGUGCUCUGCUGAUCAACGCCAAGCACACCCCCCAGCAGCAGCGCAAGAUGCUCAAGCCCAUGAUGUACAUCUUCGGCACCGUCGGCUUCGUCGGCACCACCUUCCUCUCCGCCGCCGUCAACCUCAUGACCGUCUCCCUCGGCGCCGCCACCCUCCUCACCGCCCUCAUCCUCAACGUCCCCUCCAUCCGCCGCGCCCUCGGCCUCCCCCUCGGCCCCGCCGACGAGGCCCCCGCCGCCGGCUCACCCUCAAAGGUCCAGUACGAGGCCCCCCGCACGUCGACGACGGAGACACCCGGCAUGGCCGGCCUGCGGGAGCGUCUCACGAGCAGCCUCGACGACAUGAAGAAGGGCGUGUCCGAGUCCGUGUCCAACUACACGGGGACGUACUCCGGCACCGAGCAGGAGAGGGCCGAGAGGAAGCGCCGGGAGAUGAUUCGCAAGCUGGAGGAUCUGCGGAAGCAGCAGGAGCGAGAGCAAUUUGAGCAGAAAUACAAGGGCAAGAAAUAA